AUGUCGGACGAAGCAGCCACUAUUCCAACACUUAUUCUCCUCCUCCUAUCCUCAAUUCUCAUCACCGGUGAUGUUGUAGAAGGGUUGAGCGACAAAGAAGUGGUCGCCGAGCUCAAGCAAUUCCUGCAAGAACACAACCCGAUAAACCGCGGCGGGUAUGCCGAGUGGGACGUGUCGGAGCCGACGCCGUGCAACUGGUCCGGCAUCAGCUGCGACGCCGCCAUGGGCCGCGUGGUCGGCGUCGACCUCUCGUCGUCCAACAUCUCCGGCCCCGCCUUUGGCAAAUUCUCCCUCCUCACCGAGCUCGCUCGCCUCGACCUCUCCGCCAACACCAUCGACGGCACCCUCCCCGCCGACCUCAACCGCUGCUGCGGCCUCCGCUAUCUCAAUAUCUCGCACAACCUUAUUUCCGGCGAAUUGAACGUCAGCGGAUUGGCGAAUUUGGAGAUUCUGGACGUUAGUCUCAACAGGUUUGAAGGCCCGAUUGCCUUCAACUUUCCCGCGGUUUGCACAAAUCUCUCCGUUUUGAAUGUUUCCACGAAUAACUUCACCGGCGAGAUGGCCGGCGUAUUCGACAAGUGCCAGAAGCUCCGGUACCUGGAUUUGAGCGCGAAUCACUUUAGCGGUGAGAUAUGGCAAGGGUUAAAUUCGCUCCGCGAGUUCUCCGUUGCGGAGAACGACCUCACCGGAGAGAUACUUCCCGGCGCUUUCACGGCGGACUGCGCCCUCGAAUCGCUGGACUUGUCGGAUAACAACUUCUCCGGCGCGCUUCCGAAUUCGAUCGCGAACUGCCCCAAACUGAACUUCCUGAGCCUGUCGGGGAACGGCUUCGGCGGCGCAAUCCCCUCGGGCAUCGGGGCGCUCAUGGAGCUCGAAAGCCUGUUCCUGGGGAGAAACCGGUUCGACCGCGAUGUCUCGGAGGAGCUCCUGAACUGCGGCAAACUAGUAUUGCUCGAUCUGAACGGUAACAAUUUCGGCGGUGAGGUACAGGAGAUCUUCGGGCGGUUCGCGACGCUGAAAUUCUUGGUCCUGCACGGAAACAACUACACUGGCGGCAUUGAGAAAUCGGGAAUCUUAAAACUUCCGGAAGUCAGCAGACUGGACCUCAGCUUCAACAGCUUCUCCGGCCCGCUGCCCGCUGCGAUCGCCGAGAUGCGGAAGCUUAAAUUCUUGAUCCUAGCAUACAACAAUUUCAACGGCAGCAUCCCGGCGGAGUAUGGUAACAUCGCGGGGCUGCAGGCGCUGGACCUGUCGUUCAACGAGCUGAGCGGCGAGAUCCCUCCCUCGAUCGGCAACCUGUCGUCGCUGCUCUGGCUGAUGCUCGCCAACAACCGGCUGACCGGCGGCAUCGCGAACAUGGGCCGCGACCCAGAGCCGACGUUUGCGACGAACCGCAAGGAUGCAGGAGUCGCCAUGGGGUCCGGGGACUGCCUGACGCUGAAGCGUUGGCUCCCGGCGAAUUACCCGCCGUUCAACUUCGUGUACACCGUGAUGACGCACAAGAGCUGCCAGACGACGUGGGACCGGCUGCUGAAGGGCCUCGGAAUCGUUCCCGUGUGCACCAACACGUCGUCGCCAAUCUGGACACUUGCGAUAUCCGGCUACCUGCAGCUCUCUGGCAACCUCCUCGCCGGUGGCGUUCCCCCAGAGAUCGGCGGGAUGCGGAAUCUUAACUUGCUCUACCUCGAUGCCAACCGACUGUCCAGCGGACUCCCGCGAGAGAUCGGGAGGCUCCCCCUCGUGUCGCUCAACCUGUCUUACAACUGCUUCUCCGGCGAGAUUCCGUUGGAGCUCGGCGGAAUUCGGUGCCUUGAGAUCUUGGAUUUAUCGCGGAAUAACUUCUCCGGCGAAUUCCCGGGGAGCCUAAAUGCGCUCACGGAGCUCAGCAAGUUCAACGUCUCGUUCAACCCCUACCUCUCCGGCGUAGUCCCGUUGACCGGCCAGAUGGCCACCUUCUACCUCAACUCGUUUCUAGGCGACCCCAACAUUUCUUUCUCCUCCUCCGCCGCCGGAGCAUGGCCAUCGCUACCGAGCGGCGGCGGCGCCACCGCGACCGGCAGGAGGGCGCGGGCGAGGGAGGGGGUUUCCUGGUUCUUCGUCGCCUUCAUCUCCGCCUUUCUUACGUGCGGAAUCAUUUCGUUUGUCCUCUUGAUAAACCGUAUUAGUUAG
Messenger RNA from Ananas comosus (pineapple), 2169 nucleotides. RefSeq names its product probable LRR receptor-like serine/threonine-protein kinase At1g74360. The transcript is spliced from 2 exons. Gene Ontology annotation, cellular component: plasma membrane. Gene Ontology annotation, molecular function: protein binding. NCBI's taxonomy places the organism in Eukaryota, Viridiplantae, Streptophyta, Magnoliopsida, Poales, Bromeliaceae. The coding region runs from base 1 to 2169 and encodes 722 amino acids. Gene Ontology annotation, biological process: hormone-mediated signaling pathway. The record is from RefSeq and is a predicted model, not a curated record.